Messenger RNA from Cucurbitaria berberidis CBS 394.84, 961 nucleotides. RefSeq lists its product as uncharacterized. NCBI's taxonomy places the organism in Eukaryota, Fungi, Ascomycota, Dothideomycetes, Pleosporales, Cucurbitariaceae. The record is from RefSeq and is a predicted model, not a curated record. The transcript is spliced from 2 exons. Bases 251 to 811 code for a protein of 186 amino acids.
GCUCUGGCACGGCUCAGGAACGAGUUUUCAUUGCUGGUGACCUUUAGAUGACGAGUGGCAAUAGAAACAGUGGCUUUUAGUGGAUCCUACCGACCCCCUCGCAACUACGUCAUUCCCCGCCGCAUGGCAGCUCAUAACGAAGCUAUCCCUCCACACCUUGCGUCAGCUCCAGAUUUCAUCAAUUCCCCUACCAUAAACCCCAAAUUCAAUCAAUUGCAAUUGCAUCCCUAAAACCUCAAUCUAUAUCACAAUGGGUCUAUUCAGUUCAUCAACGGAGAAGAGCACCCUUGCUCGCAACCCCGUAAACCCAGACAUCACAACACAGUCCGGCUCAGGCGCCGAGCAAGACCGCUAUGGCGCACACUUCAGCGUCCCCAAAGAUGCCCUCAGCAAGGGCGUAGACAAACUUAGGGACGCCGCCCUAACGAAGGGCGAAGGUGCCGAGCAGGACCGAUACAACGAACACCUCGGUGUAGGCAACAGGGGCUAUGACAAGCUGAAGGAUGCUGCUAAGUACAGGGGCGAUGGCGCAGAACAAGAUCGCUACAACACACACUUCAGCCCAGCGCUACACAGCCUUGACGCGCAGAAGGUGAAGCACGCAGCUCAGAGCAUUGUAACCAAGGGCAAUGCUGCGAGCUACCAUGGACUCGGGUAUGACGGACAACAGCGCGCGAAGCUUUUGGCUGGGUCUGGUACUGGCGCUGAACAGGAUCGCUACGGAUCGCGUUUCGGCCUCAGCCAAGACACUGUCGCGUCGGCCGCACAGAAGGUUAAGGAUGGAGCAAAGGACGUUCUGGAGAGGAGAUAAACGAGCGAGUCUCACAUGUUUUGAUAAUGGAAAGUCUGGACGGCGAUUGCUACGGCUAAGAAUUUGUACAACAAAACGAACGCGACAUAGCGAUUCGAUUAUUCAUUAUUUGCUAUCAGAAGCAAACUUCGAAUAUCCUCUCGGUCCCCC